GUCGUGUUGUCUCUGGCGUCGCCCCGCUACGACGCGCGAAGUGCCCCUCUCCCUCGCGAUAGUAAAUACAGUGCCUAAAGCAGGCUUACCCGGCGCAGCGCGGUACAUCCAUCAUACCUAUACCUUACCUCAGUACGUUGACACAAGCACCUACACCCACGCCACGCACGGUAGACGUAGGUACGCCCAGGCAGAGUCCCGUCUCUGUUUACAUUUGAUCGUCGUCCCGGAUCUGAGACGCGUCCUCUUCUCUUAAAGACGGCUUCCCCGGUGCGACAGUAAAUAAUCCCAUCGAACCCGCUACGCGAACUCAACCAACCUUCGUGCGGUGGGCUUUUGGCUACGUUGCAUUGGCACCUAUCCCCGGAUUCUCGACCGCGCUCCUCUUCAGGCCAGGCCGGGUGGUCGUCGGCCAUCACCACCAUUAGGAGUCGACUCUCCCCACCGUAAUUAUCAGAUCAGGUUAGCGAGGGAACAUGGGCGAAGACCGUGAUCUCCUCCCCAUCGCGCUGCGUCGCACCCCACGAUCCAACGCGAGGGCGGCAGCAGCACCAGCAGCAGUACGAGGCGCCAGAUCAGGCGACGCAAGGCGGUCAGCAUCAGCAACGAAUGGCACUACUACUACGUCGGCGACCGCCAGGACCCCGAGCAAGCCAAGACCCAAGAAGAGGGUCCGCUUCUCGGAUCCGGGCCCGGACGCCAGCAACCAUCAGGACCCGGAGCAGGACCAGGACGAGUUCGCCGACGCGUCGACGGGCCUGACGCCGAUGGUGCGCCGCACAUCUCUCCUCAACGCCAGGUCUGCGCCCUCGCCGUCGCCUAAGCGCCGGCGGAAAUCGACGCCCGCGCCUCGAUCCCUCGCGGGAGACGAGGACGAGGACGAGCUGUGCGGGGACGGGGGCCGCGGCGCCAGCCACGAGGUGCGCAUCAAGUCGCUGCGGCAGGUCCUCGACGAGCGCGUCAAGCGGCGCAUCCGGCGCAACGGGCUCAGCGAGGAGAUGAACGCGAUCGACGGCGCGAAGCGGCGGCGCGAGCGGGAGCAGCGCGCCGAGGUCCAGCGCCUGCGCGACGAGAUCGCGGCUCUGCGCGGCGGCCGCGGCGACUCCGCCGGCCGCGUGGCCGAGCUCGAGCGCGAGGUCGAGGUCCUCCGCAGCGAGCUGAGCAGCCGGACCGGGUCCGACAGCGGCAGCAGCGUCAGCGGUGCCGCGGCUACUAUCGGCGGCGGCGGCGGCCCCAGCGACGAGAGCUUCUAUAAUUGGACGCUAGCCGCGCCCGUGCCCUUCUCCGACGACGAAGACGAAGACGACGACGACGAUUACAACAUGGGCUUCGGCGACGCGACCGUAACCGAAGUAGUGUGCAGCACGCCGUCGAAGCGCAAGCGCCGCGCGUCUGCGUCCGCGUCCUUCCCGACGCCGCCAUGCACGAGCCCAGCGGGCCCUACGACGCCAUGCUCGGGGCGCCGGGCGGGCGGGGCCGCCGCUGCCGCCGCCGCUCCGGUUACGCCGCAGUCGUCGUCGCACCGCGGCGCCCAGGCCACGCUGCCGGACCCCGAGAAGGAGGCGCUCGAGGCCGAGCUCGCGUCGCUGCGCCUCGAGCUGACGAAGCUGUCCGAGGCGCUCGAGGCCCACGACGCGUUCCGGGCGCGCAUCGCUGGGAAGAUCGCCGCCGCCGCCCGGGGAUCCGAGACCGACGCUGCCAGCGACGCGAAGGAAGGAAACGAUAGCAAUAGCAAUAAUAACAACGACGACCCUGACAACACCCGCAACGCCGAGGGCGCAGACGCCGACGUCGAAGCGCGGCUGAACGCGGUCCUGCAAGCGCUGGCGGACCGGACGGCGGCGCUGGGGGCGCUGGACGUGUCGCUGGGGGCGCUGGGGUUCGGGGGGCGGGACGCGGGGGCGGCGGUAGCCGCGGUAGCCGCAGCGUUCCGGGGCGCGCGGCUAGAGCUGGAGUACCUGACGCCGGGGGAGAUCGCGCUGCCGCUAACGGCGCGGGGGGCGGCGGUGCUGGACCUGCUGCUGGCGCGGCUGCGGGACCUGGCGCGGCGGGCGCGCGGGGCCGAGGACGCGGUGGCGGAGCGCGACGCGGCGGCGCGCUCGCUGCGCCAGCAGCUGGCGGCGCGGGUCGACGCCAUAGCGGAGCUAGCGCAUGAGCGAGACCGCGGCGCCGCGGCCUUGCGUGACCGCGACGCGCGCGUCGCCGACCUCGAGGUCGGGCUCGCGCGGCUCAAGGGCGCGGCCGAGGGCUACCGCCGCGACGUGGCGGCGCUCGAGGCGCUCGUGCGCAAGCUCGAGGCGGAGGGCGGCGCGGCCCAGCUCGCCGAGGUCGCGGCGCAGGCCGACGCGCUGCGCCAGCAGCUCGCGCGCAAGGCGGCCGAGGCCGGCGCGCUCAACCGCUGCCACGGCGCGGCGCUGGCGGCGCGCGACGCGCGCGUGCUCGAGCUGCGCCGCGGGCUCGACGCCGUGCGCGCCGAGCUGCACGCGGCGCACGCGGCGGCGCAGCGGCUGCGCGUCGAGAACGCCGCGCUCGGCCGCCAGGUCGCCGCCGAGGGCCCGCGGGCGGCGCGCGCCGCCGUCCAGGCCGUCAAGGCCGAGCUCGCGCGCGUGCUCGCCGGGCUCAGCGCCGAGUCCCUGCUCGCCGCGAAGAGCCUCGCCAGCGCCGGCGGCUGCGCUGCUGCCACGGCCGAGCUGGCGCCCCGGAAGCGGAGGACGGGCGCGGCCGGGCGCGACUCGAGUGUUGAUGUCGGCGGCGGCGACGACGACGAGGAGGAGGAGCAGAAGGAAGAGGACGAUAGUAUCGUAGAUAUGGCGGAGGUGGUGGCGGAGGCGGAGGCGCAGGCUGGCGAAGAAGAAGAAGCUGCUCCGACGACUGCCGCCGGCUCCCCCCGCCCCGGCUCGUACCUCUCGGCUAAGCUGGCGAAGACGUCGGCCGCAAGGGGGGCGAAGCGGCGGCGGCACGAUAGCGGGCUGGGGCUCGCGGAUGAGGAUGAGAAUGGUAACGUCGACUUCGUGGUGUAGUGUAAAUUGUCGGUGGCAUUAGACGGGAGUUGUCGGACGGGAUGGAUAGACGCUGGCGUUCCCCUGCUUUGUUUUUUCGCUCGCUCGUCCGUUCUCCUGACGGGUCGUGUAAGCCUUUACUUUUGUAACGUCGUCGUUUUACCUGCCAUUUCCUUUCUUGACUUACCUGCAACUAGCACCGGACGGGGCGGUGGCGCGUUAAAAUCUCUCUUCAUCGUCAUUGAUUUUUCGUCUCGGCUUCGUGUGGUUGGGAAAGGCCAAGGGAAUGAAUGGACGGUUACUUGUUGGCAUUAAUCUUACGGGAGUUGGCUAGGAC
Messenger RNA from Durotheca rogersii, 3336 nucleotides. RefSeq lists its product as uncharacterized. The transcript has a single exon. The record is from RefSeq and is a predicted model, not a curated record. The coding region runs from base 477 to 3020 and encodes 847 amino acids. Lineage: Eukaryota; Fungi; Ascomycota; Sordariomycetes; Xylariales; Xylariaceae.